Molecule: messenger RNA, 672 nt
Organism: Rotaria socialis
Lineage: Eukaryota; Metazoa; Rotifera; Eurotatoria; Philodinida; Philodinidae
Source: the annotation of a GenBank genome assembly
AUGGAUUUCGAUGAAUUUAUUGAAUCUUUGGAAAGUUUACCCAUUGAUUUAAGUCGUAAUCUUCGUUUAUUACGUGAACUCGAUGAUAAAAGUUUAUCAUUAAAAUCAGAAUGUUCCACUAUUGCAACAAAAUAUCAAGAUUCAAAAUCUCACGAUGAUAAAUAUUCUAUAAUUCAAACAUUAAAUGAUUUACAAUCUCGACGGUUACUGCAUGCGAAUGAAAAAAUAACCUUAGCCAAUCAAGCCUAUGAAAUGGUCGAAAAGCAUAUACGUCGUUUAGAUGAGGUUCUUGAAGAAUUAGCAAAUCAACCACAAGUAAAUUCAACAACAAAUCGAAAGAAAAAACGAACAAUAUCAUCGCAUGAUGAUGUAAAUUCAAAUAAAAAACGACGCAAACAAGACAAACCUUUGAAUCAAGUACAAAAUAAAACAUCUAUUAAAAAUAAAGAACAUCAUGAUAUAAACAAAGUUGAACCGGUUGGUUUAGAUCUAUUUCCUAUUGACCCCUAUGAACCUCGAUAUUGUAUAUGUAAUCAAGUUUCAUUUGGACGUAUGGUUGCAUGUGAUAAUCCACAUUGUCAAAUUGAAUGGUUUCACUUUGCAUGUGUUAAACUUGAAGAAGAACCUAAAGGAAAAUGGUUUUGCCAGCAAUGUCGAACAAUAUCGAAUUAA